AUGCCUCAAUUUAGCAAGUUCAAUAUUCGCUCCAAGGACUACGAGGCGCUGCCUACGGCAGACUCAGAAAAGGACCAGCAUGGAAGCCGAUCUAGCGAAGAGUCCGACGUCGCGUUGAUGGAAAGAGAGUUGAUUGGGGCUAAGAAGAUAUCUCGAGUUCAACGAGCUUUCACGACAUUCAAAGAGGCUAUGAAGAGCCCGAUGUUCAUGACCAGCUUCUUGCUUUUUCAAAUUGGCGUCAGCAGUCUGUUUCUUGCUUGGCAGCACUCUCACCGCUUCAACGCGAGACUGAAAGAUAUCUCGAUGCAUUCCCCGGUGCUGGACAAAAUCGAAAUUCCCUUGGUCUUGCGUAAAAGCUACGCACAGUACGGGAUGGGCGGCCCGGAGAUCUGGCGCGCAGAACCUAGCGAAGAAGUUGACAAGGCAUGGGAACGCGUGACAGCAGAAUAUCUGUUCCCAGUCAAGGAGGCAGAUAUCAUUGCUAUGCGGAAAGACCCCUCUGUCGUUGUGCCGAUGCCCGAAAAGUACCACGUCGAUGGCGAGACAACGUACAUGGCGAAGUCGGCGAUGUAUCACAACAUACAUUGCCUUGAUUAUAUUAGAAAGGCUGUUUAUUAUGACCAUUACUACCCGAAUGGUACCGACGACAAUCCGUUUCACGCCUACCACACUGCUCAUUGCAUCAUGAUUCUGUUUGAGCACCUGACUUGCCACAAUGAUCCUGGUGUUUACUUGUUCCGUUGGAUGGAAGAGUUCAACCGCCCGAUUGCAGAUACCAAUAUUUGGCGGAAGUGUUGGGACUUCGAGAGUGUGCUCCAAGAGCACAAUGAACUUGCCGUUAAGGAUAUGAUGGAGACUGAUGUGAGGAAGCCAAAGGGAGUAAAGACGGUACCGGCUCCGGAAGGCGUGAUGAAAAUUAUUCGCAACUACCAGAAGACUCACCCUGAUUAUAACCCCGGACAAUAG
Messenger RNA from Colletotrichum gloeosporioides, 966 nucleotides. RefSeq lists its product as uncharacterized. Gene Ontology annotation, biological process: mycotoxin biosynthetic process. The record is from RefSeq and is a predicted model, not a curated record. The transcript has 4 exons. The coding region runs from base 1 to 966 and encodes 321 amino acids. Lineage: Eukaryota; Fungi; Ascomycota; Sordariomycetes; Glomerellales; Glomerellaceae.